AUGCAAGCGGUUGGAAACAACUAUGCAGAGGAAACCUGCCUAAAAAACCGCAACGUCACUGCACCUGGUGCAAACGAUUGUAUUGAAGAUGAAAAUUUCGAAAAAUCCGGGGUAAACUCGAAUUUACCCAACCCGCAGAAUUUGGACAACGACAUCCGAAGUCCAACUACUUCCAACCAAAACCUUGAGAAAGGAAUUGAUCAGAACACUUCCGAUCCACCAUCUGACGAAAGCUCACUCAUGGGGGAUGAGAAGGAUGACUUCCCUGAAGGGGGUUUGAAGGCUUGGUCGGUUAUUGUGGGAUCAUUCUGUGGCUCGUUUUCAGUCUUCGGAAUUCUCAAUAGCAGUGGUAUUUUACUCGAGUACUUCAGCACUCACCAAUUGAAGGAUUACGAUUCCAGUCAAAUAGGAUGGAUCUUCGGAUUGUCCCUCUUUUUGACAUUCUUUUGUGGUGCACCAAUUGGUCCUAUCUUUGAUGCAUAUGGUCCAAGAGUUCUGAUCUUCAGUGGAAGCAUUUUGUUGGUUUUAUCCAUGAUGUUGCUUGGGUUAUGUACUCAAUAUUGGCACUUCUUUGUGGUGUAUAGUGUACUCAAUGGUAUUGGUGGAUGCUUGGUCAAUACUCCAUGUAUUGCUGCAAUCGGUCAUUACUUCCUCGUCAAAAGAGGCAACGCCACCGGUAUCGCAAUGACUGCUGGAAGUAUUGGUGGGAUCAUCUUCCCCCUUAUGCUACAGCGUCUCUUCCCUACAAUAGGUUUUGCAUGGGCGACUCGAAUCCUAGGCUUUAUGCUCCUCUUCCUUCUCAUACUCGCAAACCUCCUUGUGGAAAGUCGUCUCCCUAGAAAGAAACUUCCUAGCAUUGGUAGUAUUCUUCCAGACCUGAAUGCCUUCAAGGAUCCACCUUUUUUCUUCAUCACCAUCGCGAUUUUCCUGCUCGAAUGGGGUAUCUUUGUCCCUCUGACAUACAUCACACCUUACGUCGUAUCUCAUGGUCAAUCUUCAUCCUUCGGCUUUUACAUCGUUGCCAUUCUUAACGCCGGCUCAUUCUUUGGUCGAUUCGGAGCAGGUUGGGCAGCCGAUCUCAUUGGCCGUCUAAAUACACUUAUUCUCUCCGUCGCUCUUUGCGUAAUUGCAUGUCUAGCUCUUUGGUUACCAGCCAACAACUCCACAGCUAUGGUCGUCGUUUUCUCCGUCAUCUUCGGAUUCGUUAGCGGUAGUAAUCUUAGUUUGAGUCCAGUAUGCGUGGGUCAGAUGUGUAAGACUGAAAACUAUGGUCGCUAUUAUUCCACAUGCUGGAUGGUGGUUGCGUUUGGAACUUUGACUGGACUACCUAUUGCGGGACAGAUUCUCACCGCUAGUGGAGGCGAUUAUACGUGGCUGAUCGUUUUCGCUGGACUCUCUUAUGCAUUGGCGGGAUUCUUUCUCGUUGUUGCGAGAGUUCUAGCGGUGGGAUGGUCGAUUCGUACAGUCUACUAA
This is a messenger RNA of Sclerotinia borealis F-4128, 1473 nucleotides long. The record is from the annotation of a GenBank genome assembly. NCBI's taxonomy places the organism in Eukaryota, Fungi, Ascomycota, Leotiomycetes, Helotiales, Sclerotiniaceae.